Plenodomus lingam JN3 is the source of this 219-nucleotide messenger RNA. RefSeq lists its product as uncharacterized. The record is from RefSeq and is a predicted model, not a curated record. Gene Ontology annotation, cellular component: nucleus; cytosol. Gene Ontology annotation, biological process: nuclear-transcribed mRNA catabolic process; NAD-cap decapping. Gene Ontology annotation, molecular function: mRNA 5'-diphosphatase activity. Lineage: Eukaryota; Fungi; Ascomycota; Dothideomycetes; Pleosporales; Leptosphaeriaceae.
AUGGUGCGCAGGGGGACGGCUUGUUGGGACGGCAAUGUUUGCAUUAAUUUCGCGACGGAGAUGCUGGGAUGGUUGAAGGGCGUUGUUAAGGGGGAGGGGGUGUAUAGUAUUGUUUUGAGGAAGAAGAGUGGGGUUGUGGAGGUGAGGAGGGUGAAGGAUGGGACGGGUGGGAUUGUGAGUGACGAGUUCUUGGCCUGGAGAGGGAGCGAGGGGGGAUGA